This is a messenger RNA of Pomacea canaliculata, 565 nucleotides long. RefSeq lists its product as uncharacterized. The transcript has 3 exons. The coding region runs from base 32 to 433 and encodes 133 amino acids. NCBI's taxonomy places the organism in Eukaryota, Metazoa, Mollusca, Gastropoda, Architaenioglossa, Ampullariidae. The record is from RefSeq and is a predicted model, not a curated record.
UAACACUGUGAUCAUCACUGUUGUCUGCGUUAUGGCUGGUGUUGUAGUAGUUACUGUCGUUGUCGCAAUCGUCGUUGUCGUCAAACUAAGACGUAAAAGUGAUUACAAACAAGAUAGGGCUUCAACACGAAGAGGGACCAAGCCUGAUAUCCCAUUGGAGCCACCACCCACCAUAUCACAUACGGCCUUUGAUGUUGUUGACAAUAUUUACAGCAAAUCUCGACGUGGUAAAAGUGGAGACAACUGCAAUGAAGCAGGUGAGAGGAACUGUGAACAACCUAAGAUAUUCACAAUAAAUAACCUCGUUCCUCCUAUCCCAAGGGACCAACAAGUAUUCACGCCCAAUGAAGACUAUGUAGAUGUGGCAUCUGUAAAAGAACCUGAUUAUGACGAUUUUGUUUCUAGCCACGUUACAGGUAAGUUAACAAAGUAGCCAGUGUAAUCAGGUGUGAUAAAUUUUAUAAAUUAAAAUACAUGGGUCUAGACUUCUAGAGAAAUGUUAUUUGUCCUCCUGUUCUUCUGAUGUCCUGGUUUUCACUUAUCCUGUUUAAACUUACCGUGUGUU